GAAGAAACCUACGUGGAGACAGAUCCAACCGCAUCCAGUCCUGCCACACUCCAACCGGAGCAGAAAGAGAAUUCACAUGUCAUAAAAGUCAGAUAUCUUUUACGCGCUCAUCAAGAUGGAAAAUUCAGGUUUCGACGAUGAAGACAAAUCUGCAGCCCUGCGCAGAAGUCAGAGGGACCGAUUGGUCCGGGAAGAAGAUUUCUAUCAAUUUGUAAAUAACCUGAGUGAAGAAGAUUACAAGCUUAUGAGGGAUAACAAUUUGCUAGGCAUUCCCGGUGAAUCUACAUUAGAAGAGUUGCAGAGGAGACUUGAACGAAUUAAAGACAACCCACCACAAAAUUCAGACGAAAAUACAGGUGGAGGAGAUUCUUCUGAUAAUACAUCUAGUGGUGACUCUCUAUUAAACUGGGUUAACUCUUUCCAACAAACUGAAAAUGUGACAAGUGGGCAAACAGAACACCAAAUUUGGGAAGAACUGAGCCAGAUUAAUUCAAAUAACAAUAAUACCAGGUUUGGUUUAGAAGUGAAUUUUAAUGUUAAUAAUGGGAGCCCAAAUCCAGAGAACAAAGAUGGACCAUCUAUAAGAUUUCCCAGAGGAGACAAUACAGAAAACAUCCAAAGGCAAGCGGAAAAUACACAGUCUGAAUCAACAUUUAUAAGACCACCUAUGUCAGAACAAAGUACAACUGAAGCAGUAAUAGAAGUACCAGUUACUAGAGGUCAGCGAAGAGCAAGAAGCAGGAGCCCAGAGCAUCGAAGAACCAGAGCAAGAAUUGAAAGUAGUUCAGCACCAAAUUCAUGGAGUGAUCUUUUACUAAGAUUUCAUCAGAGUCUAGCACCUGAGACUUUUGAGCAGCUUCUGGAAGAGGAGAAUGAGUUAUUUUCUAGAAUUCAGCACCAAGAAACAUCUAGACAGCAAAUAACUGGAACUGAGCCACAAAAUAGGGGUCUUUUUUCAACUUCUGGAAUAAGGAAUGCUGUUCAAGAAGAAAGUUCUCCAGAUACAACCAGUGAUGGUGAAUCUUGGGAAGUGGAACAUAUAAGUUCAACCACAUUGUUCAAUCUUGAGGUAGAACAAGUUCAUCUUGGGGCAUAUUCUCAUAGUGAUAGCAUAGCUAGCAGAACUCCGUUAACAUAUGAGACACCAACUUUAGAAAGUGAACAAGGAGGACUUUGGAAUAUGUUUCCAUCUUUUGAGCAGACAGAUGCAACAACUUAUCUCAGUACCAUGGGAAUUCCCAUUCACAGAAUUUUAAAUACUGAUUUAAAUGAUACAACAUCUAUUACAAUUCAGAGCACAUUAACGCAGACAGUGACAACAUUCAGUGGCUCAAUUGACCUUAUGGACAGUGACAGUGAUUUAGUGCAUAGUGUCUCACCCUCAAGUGAAAACAUGGAAAGGGCAGAGUCACCAGAUGAAAGAGAUGGUUCUGGUGGUAGGACUAGUUCUGGUUCCAAUUCAAAUACUAGUUCUGAUUUCCAUUCAAGUUUUCCAUUGAUUUCUAGUUCAAAUUCCAGCUACAUAACUAGUUUCAAUUCUAGUCCUAUUUCCAGUUCCAGCUCCAGUGAUGAAAAUUCAGAAAUUAGAUCACUGAUGAUUGACGGCACUAAUGAAAUAAGCUUAUCAUCAGGCUCACCAUCAGAAGCUAGGCAAGAAAGUAGACCUAUGAGCCCCAUAAUAUUUGAUGAAAGUGACUCUUGGACUUCCCUUAAUCUGGACCAUUUCUUCCUCUUGAAUGAAGACUAUCAUGACCAAACUACAGGACUCACCAAAGCACAAAUUGACAACUUGGCUGUAAGAUCUUUUGGUAAAAGUGGUGCAUUAAAAGCCUGUAGUAUUUGCAUCACAGAGUACACAGAAGGCAACAAACUACGCAUCCUACCUUGCUCCCAUGAAUUUCAUAUCCACUGUAUCGAUAGCUGGCUGUUGGAGAACUCUACCUGUCCUAUUUGUCGUAGGAAAGCAGUAGAGUCUGGUGAAAGAGAAAAUUCUAAUUGAGAUCUGAAUUCUCACCUAUACGAACGGUUAUAGUGAUGAACAAACAGUAGUCACCUGCCUGAUGUCCACUUUUGGAGUGAUUUUUAAAUAAAAUAAUCUGAAUCUAAUCUAAAAUUGAAUCCUGAAAAAAAAUUAAAUUGAAUCCCCAUAUAAUAAUCUGAACUGAAUCACUGGUUCCUGAAGGAAUGUUUAGAUUUUUCCCAAUUUCUGUUCCAGAAUUUUUAAAAAAUGCUGUCUUACCUGACAGCAAUACUGUCCUGUUAAAUAUAAGAAUCUGAAUCUGAUCUAAAAUUGAAUCCUAAUGUAACAAUCUGUAGUGAAUCAUUGUUUCCUGAAGGAAUGAUUGAAC
This is a messenger RNA of Lutra lutra (Eurasian river otter), 2348 nucleotides long. Its product is annotated as E3 ubiquitin-protein ligase RLIM-like. The coding region runs from base 116 to 1999 and encodes 627 amino acids. Gene Ontology annotation, cellular component: cytoplasm; nucleoplasm. Gene Ontology annotation, biological process: random inactivation of X chromosome; protein ubiquitination; ubiquitin-dependent protein catabolic process. Gene Ontology annotation, molecular function: ubiquitin protein ligase activity. NCBI's taxonomy places the organism in Eukaryota, Metazoa, Chordata, Mammalia, Carnivora, Mustelidae. The transcript has 3 exons. The record is from RefSeq and is a predicted model, not a curated record.